Molecule: messenger RNA, 1972 nt
Organism: Dicentrarchus labrax (European seabass)
Lineage: Eukaryota; Metazoa; Chordata; Actinopteri; Moronidae
Exons: 10
Coding region: 71-1972 (633 amino acids)
Source: RefSeq, a predicted model, not a curated record
CACCGGCUGCCGUAUGCGACGGACAGAAAUCCCCGUGUGUAUUUGAGAGAGCAGUGAGAUCUGAGAGAAAAUGGUUUUUGCAAAACUGCAAUUCACAGCCUCGCAGCAGCUUCUCCUGCGGGCCUCUGGUGAGGCGGUGGCCUACAUCGCCGCCAAGGGGCCACGCGGGGCCGCCGCUGCUGCGAGGGCCAAGAAGCCGGAGGAGGUGGAGAAGGAGGCACAAGCCCACGUCGUCUCCACGGGCGGUGACCCUGGGAACCACAUGCUGGUGCUGAGCUGCCACAGCAUCCAGUUUGGGAAGUACCAGGGUCAAACGUUCCGUUGGCUCCUGGAGAACGACGUGGGCUACACGGUACAGUUGGUCGCCAGCCGGGAGCGGGAGAAGAGUGCCUCCGACAGCCCCCUUAUGGCCAACAAGGACGCUCUCGCCCAGUACUCGUGCACCCACCCGGAGUUCGCUGAACACAUAAGAUUCCACCGGGCGCACGAGGAGGCCCGGGCUCGUGCCAGUCAGCCCGGGUGUGAGGGCGAGGCCCUUGUUGGCUUUGGGAAGUUUAAAGAGGACACCCUGAAGGACCUGUACGAGUCCUCUGAUAAGGACCGCCAAGGUGGCUUCGAGGGAGGACACUGCACCCUGGGACUGCAAUGGACGCCGCCAGGAAGUACAUCCUGGGCCGAGACGCGAAGCGGUCGGCAGAGGCGGCAGCUGCGGCUGCUACCCCCCUCCACCCACCAGCAGCCGCAGCAUCAGCAGCAGCGCCCCCACCACCACCAGCAGUGGCCCCAGCAAGGCCGCUGCUUCCACCGCGCUGUAGCCACACAAGCCGAUCGCCUCCAAGAUCGCCGCCGGCGUCCCAUGGGCCCAGGUGAGCUGCAGGCCAAGGUCAGGAAGCUGAUGACCACACCUGCACAGCCUGCAGUUCGAGCGGUGUCUACAUCCUUCAGAGACCAGCGCCCCUCGGUUCCGCCGCCGCCCCACGCCACAGAGGUGACGGACGAGGAACUGGUCCAGAUGGCCACUGACAUAGAAACAGCUGACGUACAGGUCCUUCAGACUCUCCCGCUCCCGCUGGUGGUGACGCCUCCAUCUCCACCUCCUCCGGCACCGUCGGAGGAGGUGGAGAUGGAAGAGGAAGGAGAGGAAUGUGGAGCAGCCCGCAGCUCCCACUCCUGUUUCGGCCCGCCCCGGCCGAGUUAUACUCAGCCACCCGCCUCACCAGCUGCCUUCUUCGCAUGUCGGCUGUUCCUCUGGACGCCCCCUGCGUCUGAGGACUACAGAGGACCAGAUGACCAGCCGGGGUACCUGGCCGUGGUCCAGUUGGCCACGGCCUUGGUGGGGUUGCGUUUCGAACCGGCCUUGUCCGAGGGGAGGGUAGAUGAGCUAAUCAGGCUCUACGAGGCCCUGUCAAAAUUCGACAGGGACCGAGUAGUUUACCCUCCCCGCUACAGGGACAGGCCAGCUCGGGGGCGCUUCAAGGCAGCGAAGCCUAGCCGCACCAGUAUACCUGGUGUGGAGAACAUGAGACGCUGCCUGGUCGGACAGACCUCUGGACCUGCCAGCAGUCCCAGUGCAAGCCGGCUGGUAGAGGCAGUGUGCAUCCAGCUCUGCCGCGUGUGCCCCUCAGCCAGCCCCACACGUCCUCCCUUUGCCGCUGGCCGCCGCACGUCACGCCGGCCCUCAGCUGCCUGCACUGCAGCUGCUGCCAGGACACCUCUCUCUACGUACAAAACUGAAUGGCUGAGGAGGAAGAAGGCCGAGCAGAGGGCAGCGGCACCGCCAGGAACAGGUGUCUCUGCCCGGGCCGGCGUGCCACAAGUACAGAAGUGCAGGAAGUGCGGCCAGCCAAAGCGGAGGGAGACCGGACACACCCGUUACGGCAGUGGACAUUUUUGCUCUGCUGCGGCGGGUAAGAGUGUGGAGGACUGGCUGAGGGAGAUGAAGGAGAGGGACCAGGGUCGAGACCUGGACUGA